Molecule: messenger RNA, 11246 nt
Organism: Mercenaria mercenaria
Lineage: Eukaryota; Metazoa; Mollusca; Bivalvia; Venerida; Veneridae
Product: dnaJ homolog subfamily C member 13-like
Exons: 54
Coding region: 156-6884 (2242 amino acids)
Biological process (GO): regulation of early endosome to late endosome transport; receptor-mediated endocytosis; endosome organization
Cellular component (GO): endosome membrane
Source: RefSeq, a predicted model, not a curated record
UCCGCGAGAGGUGGGAGUCAAAAUGCGCAUGCGUAUUGAAACAGGAAGUGAAAGUAGAUGCAAACACGACAGAAACGGAAAAUAUUAGUGAAAAAUGAUGUUUUACAAUAGAUUUACAGUUAAUUCAUAGACACAGUUACACCAAAUAGAUAAAGAUGAGUAGUAUGAAGGACAACAAAGAUCUUGCCUGUUACUUCAUCACCAAACAUUCAUGGAAGGGCAAGUACAAAAGAAUUUUCUCAGUGGGGACUAUGGGCAUAACCACGUACAAUCCACAGUCCCUGGAGAUAACCAACCAGUGGCCAUACAGGGAGUUCUACAGUAUUGUACCUAACCACAAAGCUCCCGCAAACAAUGAGUUUCUCAUUACCAUGAUGAAAGGACCGAAGAAAACCGACACCAUGAAGUUUUCUACAGACCACAGAGCUGAUCUUCUCACUGAGGCACUGAGGUUUCGUGACCAGUUUGCAGACAAGACAUUCCAGAAAAAGAGAUUUAAUGCAUUCAAACAUCAUUGGUCAGACUCCAGGGUACCAAUCAUUCUGCAAGUAUCCCAGAGUUCCCUGGACCAGGUAGACCAGAGGACAGAUAAAAUUCUUUGUUCCUAUGACUACAAGGACAUGGAAGGCCUUGCACAGAUAUCGGAUUACCCCGGUGGUGUUGCUGUCAUUCAUGGUGGUUUCAAUAGACUGCACAUAUUUGCACUUGAACAACGAGAUGAUCUCAUUAAAGCAGUGAUGGAGUCAGCAGCUAACUAUGUUGGCAUAGCGAUCAAACAGAGAAAACAGCCUCUGAACUUUGACCAGGCUCAAACACACAGGCUUGGUAAAUAUAGUACUGACGAAGCUCUUACAUCAUAUGCUGAGUUCACUGUACAGAAAGUAUCACCACGGCACACAGAUCACGUGCGACGGACACUGUGUCUCACAGAAACCUGUCUAGUAGAGCGUGAUCCAGGAACUUACAAUGUCACCACCUGUAAACCAUUAUGUGAUAUUUUUGCCAUAAUUAGAGAUCCUGAAAAUCCACAAGAGUUUUCUAUAGAGUAUGUAAAAGGAGCCAUUAGAACAUACAUGUCCACUGACAGGGAUGCACUGAUAGCAUCAGUUUUAGAUGGUGUGAGGGCAUCUGGUAACAGAGAUGUUUGUGUACGGAUGACUAGGACUUACAGGGGAUACAGAUUAGGUCCUUUCACAGUGCCAGUAGAUGAAGAAGUAGAAAGUCAACACCUUAAAUUUAUCAAGGACCCUCCUGAGGGGAUGACAUUUAACAUAGCAGUGACUAGGUUUAACAGCAAUGUGUCCUACAGUGGACUGCUUCAUGCUGUCACCCAAGAUAGAUUAUUUGCAGAGAACAAGGAGAAAUUGAUCAAUGGAGCCCUGGCAAGUCUACUUGAACAAGAAGGAGAUCAGAAUGUAAUCAGUAUAGAGAAUUUAGAGGCACAGUUCCAUGCUCUACGUCGACUGGUCGCCUCUAAAGCAGGAUUUGGCGCUUUCACACAAUUACCAAAGAUGAGGGAAAAGGUUGGAAUUAAGGUAGUGAAAGCAUUGAAGCGCAACAAUGAAGGUAUACGCCACGCUGCCCUGGACAUGUUGUGUGCGUUGAUGCAGCCUAUGCAUGAUGAUUAUGAUCUACGGCAGGAACAACUCAACAAAACUUCCUUAUUGUCAUCACAGAAAUUCCUGAAAACUCUGCUAGAGAUGUUCAAUGAACAUGUGGUACACAAUACAGGUGCUCUAGUCAUAUCAGCCAUGUUGGAUUUUCUCACUUUCUCGCUUUGUGCUCCGUACAGCGAGACAACAGAUGGCGGUCACUUUGACUCCCUGCUUGAAAUGGUGGCUGCCAAUGGAAGAAUUGUGUUCAAACUGUUUCAGCAUCCGUCUACAGCUAUAGUGAAAGGUGCAGGACUGGUCAUGAAGGCAAUCAUUGAGGAAGGAGAUGCAGAAAUUGCAGCAAAAAUGCAGGAUCUAGCUUUAGCAGAGGGAGCUCUACCAAAACAUUUACAUACAGCAAUGUUUACACAGUCAGCAGACAACAGGAUGCUUACAAACAGGCAGUUGAGUCGGCACUUAGUUGGUUUAUGGGUUACAGGCCAUCCUACUGCCAUGGGAUUGCUCCGACGAUUAUUGCCAAGUGGGCUACUGGGCUAUCUAGACUCAGCUGAUGAAGUGCCGAUACAUGAAGAUGACAAACUCCAUAUUCGGGACAAUGUCAAACUUGCUCAGGAUCAUCAGAACAAACAUAAAAAGAAUUUACAUAUACAGAUGAUAGAGAAAAAAGUAGAUCAAGUGUUACAGCACUGGAGAGCUAGGAUUGGUUUAGAGAGUAAACAGUCCAAAGAACAAAUGCCAAUUACGUUGCGGAAGAGAAGACAGCGAAUAAAGAGUGAAGCCAACUGGCCAUUGUUUUACUAUCAUUUCAAUAGGGACCAUUCAAAACCUAAUCUCAUUUGGAACUACAAGACGCGGGAGGAGUUAAGGGAGGCAUUUGAGAAUGAGAUGAGAGCAUUCAAUGUGGACAAAGAGCUGGGCUCUAACUGUAUUAUUGGAUGGAAUCAUCAGGAAUUUGAAGUGCAAUACCAUUGUCUAUCUGAUGAAAUCAAAAUAGGUGAUUAUUAUUUACGUCUGCUGUUAGAAGAAGAUGAAAAUGAAUCAGAAGAAGUUAGUGCAAUAAAACGAUCGUACGAGUUUUUCAAUGAUCUCUACCACCGGUUUUUGUUGACCCCAAAAAUCAACAUGAAGUGUAUGUGUCUACAAGCAAUGACAAUAGUGUAUGGCAGAUGUCAUGAUGAAAUUGGUGCUUUCAACGAUACCAGAUAUAUAGUCGGCAUGCUAGAAAGGUGUACAGACAAGUUGGAAAGAGACAGACUGGUCAUGUUUCUCAACAAACUCAUUCUACAUCCUAGAAAUGUCAAAGAAAUUAUGGACGCCAAUGGAAUCAAAACUUUAGUUGACCUCCUGACCUUAGCUCAUUUACAUAUCACCCGGGCAACAGUUCCACUACAGACAAAUGUGAUAGAGGCAGGAGCAGACAUGAAACGAGAAAGCGAGAAAGAAUGGUAUUAUGGGAAUAAAGAUAAAGAACGGCUGGGACCAUAUAGUUAUGAAGAGCUAAAGAGAUUUUAUGAUGAGGGAAUUGUCCAUGCCAAAACCCGAUGCUGGGCCCAGGGAAUGGAUGGAUGGCGCCCAUUACAGUCUGUGCCACAGUUGAAAUGGACUCUGCUAGCCACUGGUCAAGCAGUUAUGAAUGAAAGUGAUCUAGGAUGUCUUAUACUAAAUAUGUUCAUUAAAAUGUGUGAAUACUACCCCAGUAGAGAUGUAGAUGGUGCUAUAGUGAGACCUCUUCCAAGAAUUAAAAGAAACCUCUCUGACCCCAUGUGUCUUCCCCAUGUUGUACAGUUGUUGUUGACUUUUGACCCCAUCCUGGUUGAAAAAGUAGCCUGUUUGGUGUAUGAAAUUAUGGCUGACAAUCCAAAUGUUUCCCGGCUUUAUUUGACUGGAGUAUUCUUCUUCAUUAUGAUGUAUACCGGCUCAAACGUGUUACCCAUUGCAAGAUUCCUGAAGUAUACGCAUGUGAAACAAGCAUUCAGAUCAGACGAGAACCAGAGCUCGGACUUGAUGUCACGGAGUGUGUUAGGCCACAUCUUACCAGAAGCCAUGGUGUGUUACCUAGAGAACUACUCAGCUGAAAAAUUUGCUCAGAUUUUCCUCGGGGAGUUUGACACGCCUGAGGCAAUUUGGAAUGCUGAAAUGAGACGUAUGAUGAUAGAGAAGAUAGCGUCACACCUUGUUGACUUUUCACCUCGACUUAUGAGUAACACGCGAGCACUGUACCAGUACUGUCCUAUACCUGUGAUAAACUACCCACAGCUCGAACAUGAGCUCUUCUGUAAUAUAUACUACUUAAAGCAUCUCUGUGAUACAACCAAAUUCCCAGACUGGCCCAUUAAAGAUCCGGUGAGACUAUUGAAGGAUAUUUUAGAAGCGUGGAAGAAGGAGGUAGAGAAGAAACCGUCCACCAUGUCUAUAGAGGAGGCAUACCAGGUGCUCAAUCUUAAAACAGGUGAUGGAGGACAUGAAGAAAGUAAAGUGAGGAAAGCAUAUUUCCGGCUGGCCCAGAAAUACCAUCCUGAUAAAAAUCCUGAGGGCAGAGAAAUGUUUGAGAAAGUGAACAAAGCGUAUGAAUUCCUGUGUAGUAAAUCCAAAAUUACUGAUGGUCCUGACCCACAGAAUAUAGUGCUUAUAUUGAAGGCUCAGUGUAUACUAUUUAGCAGAUACAGAGAUGAGUUACAUCCAUACAAGUAUGCGGGAUACCCAAUGUUGAUCAAAACUAUCAAAAUGGAGACCAAUGAUGAUCAGUUGUUCUCAAAGUCGGCUCCGUUGUUAGCAGCAGCUAGUGAACUGGCAUUCCAUACAGUGAACUGUAGUGCCCUCAAUGCUGAGGAACUACGCAGAGAAAGUGGUAUACAGGUUUUGCAAGAAGCAUUUACAAGAUGUGUAAAUGUUCUAGGUGCUUCCAGUAAACCAGAAGAUCUUGCUGUCCAGGUGUGCAUCAACAUAUCAAGGUGCUAUUCUGUAGCUUCCCAGUUCAAAGGAUGUAGAGAGAGGAUACAGGAGGAACCUACCAUCAUUCGGGAUUUAUGUAGAAUUUUGUAUUACAAGAACCUGACCAAACUAUGUACAGUAGUAGCGGACUGUAUAAGUGCAUUCUGUGUUGACUUUUACCUCCAGUCUCAGUUGUUUCAAAGUGGUGUAUUAUGGCAUUUGUUACUCUAUUUAUUCAAUUACGAUUACACGCUCGAAGAAUCAGGAGUUGAAAAAAGUGAUGAAACGAAUAAACAAGAAAUUUCUAAUCAGUUAGCAAAAUUGUGUAUACGAGCUUGUGCCCGGCUUGGAGGAUAUUAUGUUCAACAGGAUAAAGAAGAAAAUCCGCCUGAUAAUCCGGCAGUGAAGAAAUCAUUGUCAGCCAUGUUGACACCUUAUCUGUCUCGGAAAUUAGCCAACCAGGAAUCAGCUGAAUUGCUGAAAAUACUCAACAGUAAUACGGAGAGUCCCUACCUGAUCUGGGAUAAUGCUACACGAGGACAGUUAACAGAAUUCCUUGCUGAUCAGCAGCAACAGAUGAUCAAAACUGGUGAGUGUGACCCAGAUUUCGGUGGUAUGUUUGUGUUUGAGAUCCAUGCCAAGGAACUGAUUGUUGGUGAGAUUUUUGUCCGAGUCUACAAUGAACAACCAACUUUCCCAUUAGAGAAUGCAAAAGGUUUUACCAUAGAUCUCUUAGAUUUUCUUGGAUCUCAAGCUCAGUAUCUGCAUUCCUUGUUGAUGUUGAAACAGUCCAACCAGAAAUCCUCAGAAGGUCAGGGUUCCAGUCAGCUGAGUCGGUUAUCCCAGGUGGAGAUGGCACUUGAAGCUCUCAGAAAUGUGAUAAAGAACAAUCCAGGUGUAGAGAUACAGUGUAUAGGCCACUUUAAGCUGUUAUUUUGUUUACUGAGGUUAGAUAACUGUGCCAGGCUACAGCAACUUGCUCUAGAGGUUGUAAGUUGUGUGUCGGCUAACCAGGAAUGUGUAAAAGAUAUUGCAGCAGCAGAAGUUCUCAGUUACCUGUUAUUAGCUAUACAGGCUCUGCCAAACUGUCGUGUUCUAACACUAGAAAGUUUGGCUUCCCUCAUGUCCAGUACCAAAAUAGUUAAAGAGGCUCUAGCUAAAGGAGCCACUGUCUAUCUGCUAGACCUGUUCUGUAACGCCACAAAUCCUGCCGUAAGAGAAAAAACUGCCGAACUCUUUGCCAAAAUGUUGUCUGACAAACUGGUUGGUCCUAAAGUAAGAAUUAUUCUUGGUAAAUUUCUACCAGGAAUAUUUAUGGAUGCUAUGAGAGACUCGCCAGAAGCAAGUGUUCAUAUGUUUGAAGGUACGCAUGAAAACCCAGAGUUGAUUUGGAAUGAUGAAUCUAGAGAAAAGGUUUCAGGGGAGGUCAAGAGGAUGAAAGAUCAGCAUUAUAGAGCACAACGAGAUAACCCAGAUAUCAAAUGGAACCUUCCAGAAGAGUUCAAUGUUGUAUAUAAUGAAGUGGCUGGUGAACUUGUAGUGGGUGGGGUAUUCUUACGUCUGUUCAUUGCCAAUCCUGGCUGGGUGCUGAGAAAACCAAAGGAGUUCCUCACAGAAUUGUUAGAACUGUGGUCAAAAUUAGUGGCUUUAGAAAGACCAGAUGGUGAGAAGCUAGAGACUGUGACAACAGCAGUAGUUUGUCUGUUUUCAAGUAACACAAGUCUGCUUGACCAGGUUCCGUCCCUCGGAUAUAUCCCAAAAGUUUUUGCAGCAAUGAGACAAAAGAAUGAUGCAAUACCAAAAAGUGCAAUACAAGUGUGUCAUCAACUCGCCUCUAGUGAGAUUUGUAUACGAGCUAUGGCUCAGGUUGAAUGUGUAGGACCUAUUAAAAUAGCAAUGAAACUACGGCGUGAUGCAAUAGCUCUAGCUGCCGAGGCCCUGAGUAAGAUGUUUGACAAAGGAGAAGAAGAGUUAGUGUCUCAGGCUUUAAAGACAGAAAUGGUACAAUUUUUACUGAGACUUUUAGAGGCAGGUCUUGAAGCCCUUGACAACCCGGCGUCCACCAAGGCUCAGAUUGUUAAAGCUCUCAAAGCCAUGCAGAGAAGUCUUCUAUAUGCAGAACAGAUCAAUACAAUUCUCGAUGCAUCAACAACCUGGCGCGAUUACAAGGAUCAGAAGCAUGACCUGUUUAUCUCGGACACACAAAUUUCAGGAUAUCUCACAGAACAGGCACAUCAAGGCCCUACUGGACCCAAUGUGGCAGGAUAUCUGACUGCUGGUACCCGGUCCACCAUGCCAGACAAACCUCCACCUCUAGACCACCAUGAGGACCAUCACUGAUGAUAUCAUAGAUGUUAUACUUGAUCAAAAUGAUGCCAUGAACAGCAGUAACUGAAGCCAAAAAAAGUCAGCCAGAUAUUUCUCCGAGAUUUUAAAUGUAAAAUUUGCUAUAAUUUCUGUUCUAAUGAGUCAUUUUGAACAUAGAAAUUUUGGAUUUGUUACUGCUUAGCCAAUUUUUCAAUUGUCGUCUGCAUGUUAGAACGGAAUACAUGACAGAACAGUUAUAAAAUGCAGUAAAAGAUGUAGUGAAAGUGAAAUAGAAUUGCAUUGAAAUUGCAUUGCUGUAAAUGUGCUAAAAACAAAGAAGUAAAAACAAAGAAGAAGAAAAUCAGAAUUCCGAAAAGAAGACUUUUUUUUUGAGCGCUAGAAGUAAGUCUGGGUUAAGUGAACUGGUUCUGACAGAAAGAUUUAAUAAACUGCCCAACAAAUACUGGUAUUAUUUGUAAUUUCCUGUGUUGUAUAAAUACUCAGAUGUUUUCUCAUACCUGUUAGAAUUCAUAGUUUCAGAUGAAAUAAAAAUGAUUAUGCAUUGUGCACAACCAGUUCCUAGUCGGCUUAACCAAUGUCAAAAUUUGUUGUUUAUAUUGUAAAACCUAUAGAACAGUCCAACCCGUCGUAAACAGCCACUCUGACAGUAAGUAGAAAUUGUCUGUAACCGCAGGUGACUACUCGAUAGAGAUCAAUUUAUGUACUAGAAUAAAUGAAAAAAUGGGUUCCUGAACGUGUAGUUGCCUAUGACAGGUAAUUGCUUAUUAAAAGUGGCUGUUUGAAUAUAUUAAUUUAGAAAUAAUGUAUAGAAAAACUGUGUUUUAACGUUAUUAAUACACGGAAAGAGGUUAUACAUCUGCGAAAUAACUUCACAAUGGCAUAGCCCGAGUGAAUCAUUCCGGCGAUGUAUGACCAUAUUUUAAGUGUAUUAAUUUAGGUAAAACAGUAUUUUGCUAUAUAGAUUAUUUCUAUUCUAAUAUGCCCUUAAUCUAAAACAGUAGAUAAAAUAUAGUAGCGCUCUUUCUUUGUCGCAACAAAAACAUUGACGUCAUUGCAUGUUAGCGUGACGUUAUUUUAGCGUGAGCAUGUUUUAACAGAAACAAUCAUAUUAGAAUGGUAAAUAGGUGAUUUUAUUUUGUGUAAUCUUAGAAUAAUAAUACAUAAAUGUUUGUUAUAUGAGCCGCGCCAUGAGAAAACCAACGUAGUGGGUAUGCGACCAGCAUGGAUCCAGACCAGCCUGCGCAUCCGCGCAGUCUGGUCAGGAUCCAUGCUGUUCGCUAACGGUUUCUCUAAUUGCAGUAGGCUUUAAAAGCGAACAGCAUGGAUCCUGACCAGACUGCGCGGAUGCGCAGGCUGGUCUGGAUCCAUGCUGGUCGCAAACCCAUUAUGUUGGUUUUCUCAUGGCACGGCUCAUAUAAAUGUUAUAACUAUUUUCCUGUAUUACUUGUUUACAUGUGCAUAUAAGUUAAACAGUCAUAUAGGUGUACAGACAAAUUUAUAUAUAUUGUAAUUAAUAAUGUUCUUUUUUAUGUUACAAGUUGUUAGAUACAUACAAUGUAUAUAUUUGUUAUAUAUAGUCAUGGUACAGAUUGACACCAAAAAAAAUCAUGUUAUGCAUGGAUGUUUCAUGUUAUGCAUGGAUGUUUUAUAUACCCGGGAAUGUCAGAAGUCAUGUAUGGUUUGUAGGUAUAAUAUUCCAGUAUAAUUGCUUCAACUUUUUAAUUAGAUAUGUAUGUGUUCAAAUAGUUUGGUAAAAUGAGUGUUUUAAACUGUAUUGAACAGAAGUUCCUUGAGGGAAUCUUGCAGGUAUUUAUUUAAAGAGAGAUUUUAUCAAAUUUUUCCUACAGUUACGAAUAUUAUUUUUAUUGCGGAAUAAUCACAAGUUACUCAUUGAUAUUUUUUGCAGUUUGUUCACAGAUUCGCUUUUGCAAAAAAACGAAUUUUAUGUUUUCUUAAAAUGUUUUGUGAUAAUUGUUAUUUAUGUCAUAAAACUCAGUCACAUGUACAUCUCGCCUGUCUGGGACUGUCCGUAUGUUCAUGUUUAUUCAUGGUUUUUUCUUCACUUAGCUUGCAAGGCACAUCCUGGAUAAUUGACUCUUUCCACUCUUAAUUUUGUCAAGACUGCAUAAAAACAAUUGACUAUUUUAUAUUUAUAGAGUGGGUUAUUAUUUCAAGAACUAUCUUGGGUGUCCAGGAAUUCUUGUCUCUACUACAUAAAUAUGUUUGCCAAAGCCUCAAAAUUUCCCAUUUAUAUUUUAUUUUUCCUCUAAGUUCACAUAAAAAGUGUACCUCUGGUCUUCAUACAGAGUACUUCUGUUUCAAGUAUAUAGUGCAUCAUUGGUUUAUUAUCAUACCAGAUUUAUAUAGUGCCAUUUUCAUGAUAAACACAUGCAAAGAUGCUUUACAUAUAGCAAUCUUAUCUUCAGUUCAUAAAACAUCUUUAUUUAUAUCCCUUUAUUUCCAUAAAUCAUUAAAUGAAGAUGAAAUUGUGGGUUGGAUGGAAAAAUGUCCUAAUUCGUUGAAAAUGACACCUUACAGUAGGUUUCCUUCAAGCAUUCAAAGUAUGUAUUCUUGUAAAUAUUGUAUAUUGUUCUUAUAUAAGCAGACAGUUUGUGACUGAAGCUAGAAAAUGUCUAGAUUCCACAAGUUUGUUAUGCGACAGUCUAGUGUGGAGAAGGUGCAAUAGGCAUAAAAUGAAGAAAAUAUGCUUUUAUCUAGAAUCAUUCAGUUUAUGAUAAAUGCAGACUAUUUACUGGUAAAUGUUUGUAAGUAUUAAUAGAUUUUGACCAUUUCUCCCUCAAAAAUAGUAAUCUCUGACGUAAUACGCCUAAAAUGUUCAUUCAUUUGAAGGCAAAGGUUUUUGACUCCUCUAUAAAAGAUGCUAUCAAUUUAUAACAUACCCAUACUUUUGCAUCUUUAAUCAAGGGAACAUGUGUUUGUUAUGUUCAGUUUGAAUUUUGUUGGAAAAUAUGAAGAUAUAGGUAUAGUGGGGAAAUUCUUUGCACAACUGAGAAAUAGUUUAUAAAACUUGUGUAAUAAACCGAUUACAUUCAAAUCUACAUGCGUCUGUUUUUUGCCUGCUAUUUAAAACUUUUAUUCUGCUUAUAUUUAAUGUUAUUGGGACUUUUUGGUUUUAUGCUUGCAAUACAUAUGUUAUCUGGCUUUGUUUAACUCUGGUUACUUUUUAUUUCUGCAGGAUAAGUGAAAUUUUGUUCAUUUUUGUGUAAAUAUUAGUAUGUUUCCACAACUUUUAGCUCAAAUCUGUAUUUAUUUACAAAUUACUGUUUUGAUGCUAUACAAAUGAUGCUAUACCUCAUUUGCUUUAAUAUGUCUUCUUGUGUAUACAGUAUAUCAGAUAGGUGUAUGAAUUAUGAUACUUCUAGUCUGUAAACAUGUAUUAACUUCUUUUCAUUAAAUCUAGCCUUGCUCAUGUAGUCACUCUAAAUUAUAUAAGUUAACAGAUGUAUAUUUUAAAUCAAGUAUUGCAUGUAAUACAGAUUGUUUAAAUUUUGGAAACGUGUCUGGUAUAAUGGAGGUGCAGUUGAUUUAUACUAAUUUAUUUUUGGUCGAUUGUGAAGCAAGUUCUAAAACUUAUUUUAAUCACACAAAACCUCAUUCCUGAUGGAAAUAAUGGCCAUGUGGGUAUGAGAGAAGUUAUAUUACUGAAGGUUCUCAGUGGCACAGUGGUUCAAGUCACUGACUGAAGGUUCUCAGUGGCACAGUGGUUCAAGUCACUGACUGAAGGUUCUCAGUGGCACAGUGGUUCAAGUCACUGUCUUAGAAUCACUUGCCCCUCACUGUGAGUUUGUAACCGCAUUUUUGGUGUUGAAUUAUUGUGUGCGAGGAAGCCAUACAGCUGACUUAUAGAAGGUUGGUGGUUCUACCCAGGUGCCCCCCUUCCCCCUCCCUCAGUCUAUGCCUGAAAUAAUACUCAGCAGGCAACUGUGUCUUCCUCACCACCAAAAGCUGCAACAAAGCCACUGUAUGACAUAAUUGUGUCAGUUUGCCAUUAAAACCAACAAAAACAAAAAAACAAAAACAGUUGUGUUACAUUAUAAUAUGAUUUAUAUAUUUGCUUUUUAAGCAAUUAUGAUAUUUAAAAAUGUAUGGACAGCACUAUUUAUUAAUGAUUUGCAAUUCAUAGCCAUUUUCUGCAAAUAAAAACAGUUCAUUGUCAUAGAAAGUUUGUGAUUGAUCAUCGUAACAGAAAUAUCACAUUUAUACUUUAUACAUUUCCCCCACAUCUCCAGUUCAUUACACUGUUUCAUGAAUAGAUUGUGCUGUAUGUUUUAUGUAAACUAUUGUUACCUAUACUUGUUAUAAAUAUUGAUGAUUAUGAUCAUUAUUGAUGAAAGAAAUAAACUUUAAAGAUAA